AUGAACAUCUUUUUAAUUGGUACUGCUUUCAUAUUCGCAAUGACACCAUUUUAUAAUUUCGAGUUGAAUUAUGUUGAUGUACUUCUUUACUCGACUUUAAUAUCAGCCGUAGAUCCAGUUGCAGUACUUUCAGUUUUUGAGGAGAUUCAUGUGAACAAAAUUUUAUACAUAUGCGUGUUUGGAGAAUCUCUUCUUAACGAUGCAGUCACAAUUGUUCUUUACAACUCAUUUCAUUCAAUGGUAAAAAUCGGACAAGCUCAUCUUAUUUAUCAAGAUUUCAUGGAAUCUUUAUAUAAUUUUCUGCUUGUUUCUGGUGGUGGAGUUCUCAUUGGCAUUGUGUUCACAUGCCUCACAUCGGUAUCGGCGAAAUGGAGUUCUGAAACUCCAAUUAUGCAACCUCUUUUAUGUUUGGUUCUUCCAUACAUGGCUUAUCUUUUAUCGGAAUUUGUUCAUGUUUCCGGAAUUUUGGCGCUGAUUACAUGUGGUUUGCUGAUGAAACCGUAUGUUACGGGAAGUAUGACAGACCAAGCAAAUAUUACUAAAAUGAAUAACCUAUUGGAUUGUCCAGUCAUAGCUUGCCAUCCGUAA
Molecule: messenger RNA, 588 nt
Organism: Caenorhabditis bovis
Lineage: Eukaryota; Metazoa; Nematoda; Chromadorea; Rhabditida; Rhabditidae
Source: the annotation of a GenBank genome assembly